UGCUUUGUUGCUUUUCAUAUAGGCAGUCUUGAACUAUGCUCUCAAGCAAGGUCUAUAAUUGGUCUAUAAACACAAGGUCAGGACACGAUACCGUGAUGCUCAGCGGCAGUCGUCAUAUUGAGUCUUUUACGACGUGACCGAUGUUUCUAGAGCGAAGUGAUUAUUUAUUUGUUUCUUUCUAUUUCAGUUAAUUUGAUUUCUUAUUUAAUUGUGUAUUUUAAAAAUGGUUGGGUGUUCAGCACCGAAUUGUAAAAAUUCGACAGAAAAAGGUGUAAGAUUGUUUCGUUUUCCCGCUGACAAAGCCAGGAAAGCUAAAUGGGGUCAAUAUUGCAGAAGAGAAAAAUGGAAGCCAACUGAGAGUUCAAGGCUAUGUGAGAUACAUUUUGAGGAGUCACAAUUUGAACUUAAAAGAGCGGAUGGGAGAAAAUUAUUGAAAUGGAAUGCAAUUCCGACUCUUUUUGAUCUUCCAAAUUUUACACCCCGUCUGCCAUUAAGAGAAGCACCAAGAGAAAGAGAACCACCUCCAAAUGAGUGCAGCUUUGCUUUGUCGUCUGUGAAUUGUAAUGAAGCAGAAGAGUCUGCAGCUGUAGAUACAAAUGAUAGUCAUAAUGAAAAAGAAGCAGAAGCAGAAGAGUCUGCAGCUGUAGUUGCAAAUGAUAGUCGCAAUGAAAAACUUGCUGCAGAAAAUAAAAUGUUGAAAAGAGAGAUAAGAAGACUAAUGGAGAGGCAAGAGGCAUUGGAGAGAAAGCUUAGCAAAUUUUUGAAGCCUGACCAAGUGCAGUAUAUGCAGAGGGUGAGCAAGAGUAAUCCCUAUCCGUGGACUAACGAGACCAUCAGGCAUGCAUUACAAUUAAAAUGUGCUGUAGGUAAUAGAGGUUAUGAAUACCUUAGACAAAUUGAGUAUCCUUUGCCGUCAUCGAGGACAAUUAACAGAAGAAUUAAAUCCUGCAGAUUCAAUUCUUCUAAUUUACUCAAGACCUUACUCUCAAGUUAGUGUGUUGGAUUGCUGAUAGCUGGCAUUAGAGUCGUACUACGGUGAGAAGUUGGUUUAACCAUUUGGUUAUUAGGUAUUUUUACUGUUUUCAAGCAUUUUUGUAACUUUCUUUUUCUAUGUUUUGUCAAAAAGAAUCUUAUUUGUAAUUACAUUUUUUAAUUUUAUAUCAUGUAUAAUGA
Molecule: messenger RNA, 1173 nt
Organism: Centruroides sculpturatus (bark scorpion)
Lineage: Eukaryota; Metazoa; Arthropoda; Arachnida; Scorpiones; Buthidae
Product: 52 kDa repressor of the inhibitor of the protein kinase-like
Exons: 4
Coding region: 224-994 (256 amino acids)
Molecular function (GO): sequence-specific DNA binding
Source: RefSeq, a predicted model, not a curated record